Bemisia tabaci is the source of this 859-nucleotide messenger RNA. RefSeq names its product NADH dehydrogenase (ubiquinone) PDSW subunit (gene ND-PDSW). The record is from RefSeq and is a predicted model, not a curated record. NCBI's taxonomy places the organism in Eukaryota, Metazoa, Arthropoda, Insecta, Hemiptera, Aleyrodidae. Gene Ontology annotation, cellular component: respiratory chain complex I.
UUAUCUCAUUCUCAAUCCUCCAUGUUAUCAGCUGCUGGGACUCUGUGCCCUUGCGGCUCUUCACAGAAAUAAUUCAAUUUUUCAUACUUACUGCCCAGUGUUUUUAGAAGUUUUCGUAAGUUACGAUGGUUUUCGACAACCCGGAUGAUCUUGAUUACUCACCACUUCUUACCGGCUGUAAAAAUUUUUUUGUGAAGCCUGUUGUUUGGUGGCGCAAGAAUAUUGUAGAGCCAAAUCAAAAAACCUAUUACUGGUAUCAUCGAAAGUUUCAGAGAGUACCAACUGUAGACAAUUGUUAUGAUGAUGAUGCAGUAUGCAAAUAUGAAGCAACCAGACAGAUGAAACGAGAUCGGAGAGUUGAGGCACGAAUAUGCUACAUUUUGAAAAAUAAGUUUGAUGAUUGCGUGUUCUAUGAAGGCGAAGGUGACGCCCGUAGGCUUUGUGAACCAUACUUGAAACAUUUUGAGGAUGCAUCUGAGGCAUAUUUCAUUAAAUAUGGUGAUCUUGGAUGGGAUAUCAAUGCCGAACAAGUCUUCUUCAGACAAAAGCAUCGUUUAAUCUGGGAACGUCGUCAUGGUGAAGUUGGAACAGGUAUGAAAGAUAAAGAUGGUAACAGAAUACCAUUGGAGAAAUUAAAACUGGACGAUGGAAAAGUACAAUAUGGGUCUUUUUAAAAAGCUUAGCUUUUAAAAAUUUUCGAGUAGAAGUAAUUUUUGUUAUUGCCCUGUUUUUGCAUCCAUUACAAUGCCCUUCCCUGGAUUACCUCAUCCCCUAUAAUUCCAGAAACAUUGGGCCUUCUUGUAUGAACUAUUACGCUAUUAUUUUUAGAUUGUUAAAUAAAUAAACAAAGUCCAAGGAA